AUGGAGGACGUGAAGCUGGAGUUCCCCUCCCUCCCGCAGUGCAAAGACGACGCCGAGGGAUGGACAUACCCUAUGAGACGAGAGAUGCAGGAAAUUUUACCUGGAUUGUUUUUAGGUCCAUAUUCUUCUGCUCUGAAAAGCAAGCUACCUAUACUGCAGAAAUAUGGAAUAACCCAUAUAAUAUGCAUAAGACAAAAUAUUGAAGCAAACUUUGUUAAACCAAACUUUCAACAAUUAUUUAGAUAUUUAGUCUUGGAUAUUGCAGAUAAUCCAGUUGAAAAUAUAAUACGUUAUUUUCCCAUGACUAAAGAAUUUAUUGAUGGAAGCUUACAAACUGGAGGAAAAGUUCUUGUCCAUGGAAAUGCAGGAAUCUCCAGGAGAGAUGCAUUUGCUUAUGUUCAAGAAAGAAGAUUUUGUAUUAAUCCUAAUGCUGGAUUUGUUCAUCAACUUCAGAGCUGGAACAAAUAA
This is a messenger RNA of Neomonachus schauinslandi (Hawaiian monk seal), 468 nucleotides long. Its product is annotated as serine/threonine/tyrosine-interacting protein-like. The record is from RefSeq and is a predicted model, not a curated record. NCBI's taxonomy places the organism in Eukaryota, Metazoa, Chordata, Mammalia, Carnivora, Phocidae. Gene Ontology annotation, molecular function: F-box domain binding; protein tyrosine/serine/threonine phosphatase activity. Gene Ontology annotation, biological process: negative regulation of protein binding; protein dephosphorylation; regulation of ERK1 and ERK2 cascade. The transcript has a single exon. Gene Ontology annotation, cellular component: cytoplasm; nucleoplasm. Bases 1 to 468 code for a protein of 155 amino acids.